Molecule: messenger RNA, 3204 nt
Organism: Lodderomyces theae
Lineage: Eukaryota; Fungi; Ascomycota; Pichiomycetes; Serinales; Debaryomycetaceae
Exons: 1
Coding region: 1-3204 (1067 amino acids)
Biological process (GO): regulation of DNA-templated transcription; DNA-templated transcription; chromatin remodeling
Cellular component (GO): nucleus; HIR complex
Molecular function (GO): nucleosome binding; protein binding
Source: RefSeq, a predicted model, not a curated record
AUGAAGUUUCUACUAUUACCACAGGUACUACACGAUGGUGAAAUACAUUGCUUAGCAGUUAGUGACGACAGCACAGUGCUAGUAACUGGUGGAAAAGACAGCACCAUCAACUUGUGGAAUGUGGCCCAACUACUUGCCAUAUCAAACAUUGAAAACGAUUCCGAUUCCACACAGGCCCGAGCGAGCAUUGAACGUCUUCGUCCACUUCAAAAAAUCAAGCUUGAAGAAUCGUUUGUGAAUAACAUCAAGUGGGUGCCAGGGUCUUACAAUAAAUUCUUGUCAACUAGUUCAACCGGGCAUAUUUACCGGCAUGAAAUUGGAUUUGAUGCCAAAGUAUCGAGCAAACGACUUUUCCCAUUCCUUGAGGAGCUGGAGUCUGAUUUGAAACCAAUUGUUGAUAUAUCAAUUUCGCGAGAUGGGAAAUUAGUGGCUUGGAGCACCAAUGAUGGGAAAUUGAACCUUUUCGAUCUUCACCGCAACACUUUUCAAGAAUUGUUAUCACCACCUUCCACACAAGAGAGCUUGGUGAUACAGCGGAGUGUUGCUUUCAAUGGUGUAACAAAUUACCUCGUCAGCAUUGGCGAUGAUACACAAAUAAAUGUGUUUCAAUAUGAGUAUGACUCUUCUACCAAGUUAUACAAGUUUCGAUUGAUCAACAAAAUAUCCAAGCUAUUCAGUAAGAACCCAUUGAGUGUGCGAUACAAAAGAGUGUCGUGGUCUCCCGAUGGUGCUUUGGUUUCAGUCCCUACUGCAAGCAAGAACCAAACAUCGCUUAUAUCCCUACUUUCAAGUGUCCAGAACUGGAACACGACAGCAAACUUGGUGGGCCAUGAUUUAAAAUGUGAGGUGACAAGAUUCAACCUGUAUCUUUACUCAGAAACCUCCAGUGGAGAAAGAAAUUAUUACAAUGUACUUGCAUCUGGUGGUUCUGAUGGAACGAUCGCAAUUUGGAACACGUCCAAAUCUUCGUCCAUAAUGGUCCUUAAGAAUGUUGUUGACGCUCAAAUCCACGAUCUUGUGUGGACCAUCACCAGUAGCGUUUUGUUUUGCACUUCAAAGGGGAACUUGGGUAUUCUUCGAUUUUUGCCUCAUGAGUUGGGCUACGCGUCGCCGACCAGUGAGUUGAACAAAUUGAGAUCCAGCACUUUAAAAGAAAUGAAGCCUAUUAAUUACAGAUAUGAGUCUGAACAAGCAUCUGGUAUCCGAAAAUCUUUGCCAGCAAUUGAAUAUAUCAAUCAAGCGAGUGCAGUUGCUGUAACAGUAGCUGAACAUCUUGAGCCAAUGAAGAAAGAAUUGAAAAAAGCGGAUUCAGAGCCACAAAAGCCUACUACCGCUAUGGAACGAGCUGAAGUAACUGCCUCUAGGGGUCCAAUUAGCCCGCAGGUGAUUUCUGCCUCGCCACCUUUGACAAGAGCUGAUGCAUCCCCUACAAAAACAGCUGUAUCACCUAAACCAACGAGCGAACUGGUCACAAAUGAAAUUAAGUCUAGCUCUGGAAUAAAAAUUAGUCCAGAGGGGCAAGUACAAUCGCCAGAACUUGCACUGCUUUUGCCACCAUCGAAUUCAGCUCAGAAUGCAGCUCAGAAUUCAGCUCAGAAUGCAGCUCAGAACGCAGCUCAGAAUGCAACGCCGCAUGCAAAGCCUCACACAACACCGCUCGAGGGGCCGAAACAAGUGCAGGAAACAACACUGCAGCAACCACCAGAGAAAACUACACAGCAGCCAAAACAACCUAGUCUUAGCAAACAAAAAAUCACAACAAAGAAUGGAAAAAGACGCAUUCAACCAAUGUUGAUCUCCAACAAUGGCACCAGCUCAACUAGCAGCUUAAAACCAACUCAAACUCAACAAACCUUGCUUAGCACCGCUAAAAGCGCUAUGGAAUUUGAUCCUCCUUCUUACUCAGUCUCGGAGGAGUUUAGUCGUUCCAAACGAUCCCAAGGUGAAGACCACUCACAAGCAUCAGUAAAUGGUGACGUUGCAAAGCGGGCCAAACGAGAAAUGGAGCCAGUGAAAUUCAUCGGUUCGGUCAUUUUGAACCCCAAUGUCUCCUUCUCCAAAGUUCGUUUACCAACUCCAAAAAUCCGCCUUGGAUUUCAGCUAAACUGCAAGAAAGUAGGUGAUGAAAUCUUCACGUUGGAUGUAAGGAACGGAUCGGGAAAUGAGGCGAAGCCUUCACGAAUCACGUAUUAUAAAAGAGAUAAGGAGAUCUGGUGUGAUUUCGUCCCGAAAUUUAUUCAUUUAGCAUGCGAGGGCGACAAGUUUUGGGCAGCUGUCACUGCUGAUGGAGAAGUCUUGACGUAUCUGCAUAUCUCCGGUAAACGACUUUUGCCGCCGCUUGUGCUUGGAGCGCCAGUGUCAUUUUUGGAAGGUCAGGGUAAGUAUUUAAUGGUGGUGACUUGUAUUGGGGAAUUGUACGUUUGGGAUAUGGAAUCGAAAAAAGUUGAAUUGAAAACAUCAAUUGAUUCACUUUUGGAACUAGGGUCGAAAUUACAAGAGUCAGGGUUGGUCAAGUCGGAGUUUUUAACGUUGUGUGCCAUCACGUCGCUGGGUAUUCCCCUUGUGACGUGUUCGAAUGGGUCAGGAUACUUGUACAAUAAAAAUCUCGGAGUCUGGCAAACCAUAACUGAGUCAUGGUGGGCAUUUGGAUCUCAUUAUUGGGAUAGUGUCGAUAAUGCCAAACCAAACACGCCACAAUCUGUCAAUAUGUUUGGUCAAGAGGGAGGGGGAGACUCGAUACUUCAAUUAUUAGAACAAAAGACAAACGAGGAAAUCAUUCGCAAGUCUCGAUCUGGGAGAGGCAAAUUGUACAAUAAAAUUUCAAAAAAUAUGAUUAUGAAGGAAGGAUUUGAAAGUUUGGAAAAUACAAUUUCGCUCAGUCAUUUGGAAAAUCGGAUCUUAUGUUGUGAAUUGUUGGGCGACGACAAGGAUUUUCAUCAGUAUUUUAGAAUGUAUGUGCAACGUAUUUGUGAAUUGGGCCACAGGGCAAAACUAUAUGAAGUGUGUGAUGAAUUAUAUGGACCUGAUGACAACGCGGAAGAUAAUGUGAGUACCUCUGACGUGAACAAUUGGCAGCCAAAGAUUAGUGGGUUUGAAAAACGCGAGUUGUUGAAAGAAGUAAUUGACUUGUGUUCACAAUAUCGAGACUCACAACGUGUGUUGUAUCAUUUCAGCAAAAAACUCGGCAUGGUUGAACAAGAGUAG